CACACAGCUUCAGCUAGCUAGCUCAUCAUCUUUGCACGCGUACGUACGUCGAUCUACUACCAAGUCACGGCCAGCACACUGAUCACCUGCUGACAGAGUGAUCGAUCGAGCGAUGACGACGCGCGCGCUCGUGGCCAUGGCGCUGCGCUUCCUCCGCGAGUACGUGCGGGCGUCGGACCUGGCCGUGGCCGCCGCGGUGCUCUUCGCGUGCAGCGCAGCCAGGAGCCGGCUGUCGUCCCGCCCGGGCGAGCCGAUGCUGUGGCCGGUGGUCGGCAUCAUCCCGACGCUCUUCGCGCACCUCGCGGCCGGCGACGUCUACGACUGGGGCGCGGCGGUGCUGCUGGGCCGGUCGCGGGGCACGUUCGCGUACCGCGGGACGUGGGGCGGGGGCUCCUCGGGCGUCGUCACCUCCGUGCCGGCCAACGUGGAGCACGUCCUCAAGGCCAACUUCGACAACUACCCCAAAGGGCCCUACUACCGGGAGCGGUUCGCGGAGCUGCUCGGCGGUGGCAUCUUCAACGCCGACGGCGACUCGUGGCGCGCGCAGCGGAAGGCCGCCAGCGCCGAGAUGCACUCCGCGCGGUUCGUCCAGUUCUCGGCGGGCACCGUCGAGCGCCUGGUGCGCCGCGAGCUGCUGCCGCUGCUGGAGGCGCUCAGCGGACGAGGGGGGCCAGAGAGCGCGGCGGCGGCGGUGGACCUGCAGGACGUGCUGCUUCGCUUUGCGUUCGACAACAUCUGCGCCGCCGCCUUCGGGGUGGAGGCCGGGUGCCUGGCCGACGGGCUCCGCGACGUGCCGUUCGCGCGCGCGUUCGAGCGGGCCACGGAGCUCUCGCUCACCCGCUUCUACACGCCGCCCUUCGUCUGGAAGUCCAAGCGGCUCCUCGGCGUCGGCAGCGAGCGCGCGCUCGUGGAGGCCGCCCGCGCCGUGCGGAAGUUCGCCGAGCGGACCGUCGCCGACCGCCGCGCCGAGCUGCGCAAGGUGGGGGACCUGGCCGGCCGCUUCGACCUCCUCUCGCGGCUCAUGUCGUCGCCCCCUCCCGCCGGCUACUCCGACGAGUUCCUGCGUGACUUCUGCAUCAGCUUCAUCCUCGCGGGCCGCGACACCAGCUCCGUCGCGCUCACCUGGUUCUUCUGGCUCCUCGCCUCCCACCCGCACGUGGAGGCCCGCGUCCUCGACGACGUCGCCCGCGGCGGCGGCGACGUCAGCGCCAUGGACUACCUCCACGCGGCCCUGACCGAGUCCAUGCGCCUGUACCCGCCGGUGCCCGUCGACUUCAAGGAGGCCCUGGAGGACGACGUGCUCCCGGACGGCACGCUGGUGCGCGCGCGGCAGCGGGUGAUCUACUACACGUACGCCAUGGGACGGGACAAGGCCACCUGGGGCCCCGACUGCCUGGAGUUCCGCCCGGAGCGCUGGCUGAGCAAGAGCGGCGCGUUCGCGGGCGGCGCCGAGAGCCCCUACAAGUACGUGGUGUUCAAUGCGGGGCCGAGGCUGUGCGUCGGCAAGCGCUUCGCGUACACGCAGAUGAAGAUGGCGGCGGCGGCGGUGCUGGCGCGGUUCCGGGUGGAGGUGCUGCCGGGGCAGGAGGUGAAGCCCAAGCUCAACACCACGCUCUAUAUGAAGAACGGGCUCAUGGUGCGCUUCGUUCGCAGGGAGCAGCGGCACGAGCUCGGCCACCCUCUGCCUGCUGCAGCUGCAGAUGCAGGGGAAGAUUGAAGAAGAUCAGUUGGAGGCCCCUUUUUCACGGGAUGAAGCGCAACAUCACCAUUCACCCGGGAAAGAACCAAACUCCGGGCGGAAGACGUCCAAUGCGCAAAUAUUAAUAUGAAUAUAUGAAUGGGUGAAUGAGCCCAUGCAUGGAUAUAUAUUGUGGCAUACUUGUGCUAUGUACUUCCUGUUCCUCUGUGUGUACGUGUAUCGUGGUAAUGCCGUCCAGAUCCCGAUGAAAAAUCACUUUGUCGUGUGUUCCAAGAAACGAGUGUACAUUUGCUCCGUCUGUUUGAAAUUACAAACGUUAUUUAAUACUUACUCCGUUUUAA
Messenger RNA from Zea mays, 2040 nucleotides. RefSeq names its product putative cytochrome P450 superfamily protein. The record is from RefSeq and is marked provisional. The coding region runs from base 113 to 1717 and encodes 534 amino acids. Lineage: Eukaryota; Viridiplantae; Streptophyta; Magnoliopsida; Poales; Poaceae. Gene Ontology annotation, molecular function: iron ion binding; oxidoreductase activity, acting on paired donors, with incorporation or reduction of molecular oxygen; monooxygenase activity. The transcript has 2 exons.